Molecule: messenger RNA, 1037 nt
Organism: Lactuca virosa
Lineage: Eukaryota; Viridiplantae; Streptophyta; Magnoliopsida; Asterales; Asteraceae
Source: the annotation of a GenBank genome assembly
CUCAUCUUAAUCGAAGUAACCCUACCCAUAAAAAUCCAACAGCACCUCUAGAAACAAACAAUCUAAUUUGCUGCCCUUCAUCCUUUUCCAUCACCAUCUCUGCCUCGAGCAUUAAACCAUUUCUUCAUCAGCUUACGCAACUACCACUACCACCACUAUCUCCUUCUCUUUUAACCGCCUGUUCUGCCCCUCCCUCCCUCUCGAAUACACAAAUCUACCCUUGUAGUCUUUUUCAUCCCCGUUUCUUUGAUUCAAUAGGUGAAGCCAAGAUCACACUCUCUCAUCUACCCAAAACAACCACCGACCACUACUCAAUGUUUCCGCUUACCUUCUUCUCUCAAACUAAUCCUUGACCCACCACUUCUCACCACCAUCGAUGGUCGCCAUAACUAGCGCACCACCUGCUGUGGAUGCUCGCCACCACCAAAGCACCACCCACCUCUCUUUCAUUCUCUAUGGAAUUGGUCGAUGCCUCCUAUCCAAAGCUAACGUUACUCUCCGUACACCACCACCGUGUGUAAGGUCUUGCAGUUUUACUUUGAAUAUCGAGGGCCUAGCAUUUCUAACAUGUCUAUGUCUACCGAGCCAAUGAUAAGACUACAUCUUCAUUCACGAAUCGGUACGGAGAUGUUUGUUUACUACUUUUCUAAACAAAUGAUGACACAAGUAUGUUUUUUAUUUAAUGCUUUACAUUUUUUUUAAAUAAUACUGACAAUUUGCCAAAUGGAUCUUUGUGUUUUGUAGUGGAAUUGCUUACUUAUAUUUGAAUCUUUAUAGUGAGAUUUUAAAUCAUAUACGAUGCUCAGUUUUUUAAAGUAUGUUGGCCAAUCAGUGUGAUGUAUUGGUAUGUUUUUGCAUUUAGUAAUGUUUGGAAAAAUGAUGUUUUAAAAAUAUACGAUACACUUGGGAAGAUGCAAGGAAAUUGUUUGGACGAUUUUGCCCUUUAUGUUGAUGUUAUUGUCUUUUGAUGGGUUUGCUGAAAUAUGGACAAUUUUGCCCUUGCCUUCGUAUACGAUGUUCAAAUAUUUAUUGGGUUG